Messenger RNA from Eutrema salsugineum, 920 nucleotides. Its product is annotated as calcineurin B-like protein 2. Lineage: Eukaryota; Viridiplantae; Streptophyta; Magnoliopsida; Brassicales; Brassicaceae. Bases 234 to 914 code for a protein of 226 amino acids. The transcript is spliced from 10 exons. Gene Ontology annotation, molecular function: kinase binding; calcium ion binding. Gene Ontology annotation, biological process: calcium-mediated signaling. The record is from RefSeq and is a predicted model, not a curated record.
AUAUUUAAAAGAUUUUUCCAGGUUUUGAUUUGUUCUUCAACUCUCAGCUUUACGGAAUCGUCUCCGCCUUUCUCUCACCUUGCCAAUCUCCAGCUUCAACCGCCAAAAGUCGCCUUGAGAUUUAAGAUUCAAAGCAAACGAAGAAUCGAUAAUCGCAGAGCGCCACGGGUUUUCUCAGACGGAAUUAGGAAAUGGUGAAAAGGCAUGGAGAGUUUUGAUUUGCUUAAGAUAUCAUGUCGCAGUGCGUAGACGGUUUCAAGCAUUUAUGCACCUCUGUUUUAGGGUGUUUUGAUCUCGAUUUAUAUAAACAAUCCGGAGGACUUGGAGACCCUGAGUUGCUUGCGAGAGACACUGUUUUUAGUGUGAGUGAAAUAGAAGCUCUUUAUGAGCUGUUUAAGAAAAUCAGCAGUGCCGUGAUUGAUGAUGGGCUAAUAAACAAGGAAGAGUUUCAGUUGGCUUUGUUUAAGACAAAUAAAAAAGAGAGCUUGUUUGCUGAUCGGGUUUUCGAUUUGUUUGAUACAAAACACAAUGGAAUACUGGGGUUUGAGGAGUUUGCUCGUGCUCUCUCUGUCUUUCACCCAAAUGCGCCUGUAGAUGACAAAAUCCACUUUUCAUUUCAGCUAUAUGAUCUUAAACAGCAAGGGUUCAUCGAACGUCAAGAGGUGAAACAAAUGGUUGUGGCUACGCUUGCUGAAUCCGGAAUGAAUUUGAAGGAUACUGUCAUAGAGGAUAUAAUUGACAAGACGUUUGAGGAAGCAGACACGAAACACGAUGGAAAGAUCGAUAAAGAAGAGUGGAGAAGCCUUGUUCUUAGACAUCCCAGCCUUCUUAAGAACAUGACUCUUCAGUAUCUCAAGGACAUUACGACUACGUUUCCGAGCUUUGUGUUCCAUUCUCAGGUUGAAGAUACCUGAAACAAA